Cucurbita pepo subsp. pepo (vegetable marrow) is the source of this 3180-nucleotide messenger RNA. Its product is annotated as Pentatricopeptide repeat (PPR) superfamily protein. Gene Ontology annotation, molecular function: protein binding. The record is from RefSeq and is a predicted model, not a curated record. Lineage: Eukaryota; Viridiplantae; Streptophyta; Magnoliopsida; Cucurbitales; Cucurbitaceae.
ACUAGCAACAAUCGAGUGAUUUUGUCAAAAACGCCCUGAACGUUCGUCCGGCAGCAACACUAUUUGGCGCAAGCGCUGGAUUUGAUCUCCGGAGUGCCGACUGAACAAAAGAUCCAAGACUCCAAAGGCUAUACAUUCGAAGCAUUUUCAGUUGCCGCCGAUCUGGAAGCUCUAAUUUCUAGCGCCGUCAUAGAUUCGAAGACUGGAGAAGCAAAGACCUCUUAUAAACCCUAAACAGCAGUGAUUUUUGCUUCUCCGCGGUGAGAAAUCACUUUCAGUGUUAGUAAUGGGAGUUCUGCCGGAAGAAAUUAGCCGUCGAUGAAGCGCCGAUCAACAUUUCUACGACCCGUCGUCACCUAUUUAGUUCCAAAACCUCCAUGGUUCCACUUAUUUCAUACGCCCACUGACUCAAUCGCUACUUCCAAUGAGGUCUCCACCAUAAUCGAAACAGUCGAUCCCAUUGAAGAUGCAUUGGAAAUCAUAGCCCCUCAUAUAUCAUCUGAUGUAAUUACCUCCGUCAUUCAAGAACAGCCGAAUGCUCGACUUGGAUUUCGAAUUUUUAUCUGGUCGUUGAGGAGAAGGCACCUGUGCUGCAGCGCCUCGCAGAAUUUGAUCAUUGACAGGUUAGUAAAGGACAAUGCCUUUGAAUUAUAUUGGAAAACUCUUCAAGAGCUUAAGGAUUCUUCUACUGAAAUUUCAUCGGACGCUUUCUCUGUAUUGAUUGAGGCAUACUCUAAAGCCGGCAUGGCAGAGAAGGCCGUCCAAUCGUUUGGCAUGAUGAAGGAUUUUGAAUGUAAGCCCAAUAUUUUUGCUUACAAUUUGAUUUUGCAUGUUUUGGUGCGAAGAGAAGCAUUUUUGUUAGCAUUAGCGGUGUAUAAUCAGAUGCUUAAAUGUAAUUUGAAUCCUAAUGUGGUUACUUACAGCAUUUUGAUUCAUGGAUUCUGUAAAACUAGUAAAACUCAAGAGGCCCUUGUACUCUUUGAUGAAAUGACUGAUAGAGACGUAUUGCCCAACGAGAUAACCUAUUCGAUUAUUCUUUCUGGGUUGUGUCAAGCUAAGAAAAUUGAUGAUGCACAGAGAUUGUUCAUUAAGAUGAGAGCUAGUGGUUGUAGUCCAGAUGUAAUCACUUACAAUGUUUUGCUUAAUGGAUUCUGUAAGUUAGGUUAUUUUGAUGAAGCUUUUGCAUUGUUGAAAUCAUUUGAGAAGGAUGGCCAUAUUCUUGGAGUCAAAGGGUACAGUUGUUUGAUUGAUGGCUUGUUUAGGGCUAGGAGAUAUGAUGAAGCACAUAUGUGGUACCAAAAAUUUUCGAGGAAAAACGUAGAGCCUGAUGUUAUCUUGUAUACUAUAAUGAUCCAAGGCUUAUGCCAAGAAGGUCGGGUUAACGAAGCAUUGGCGUUGUUGGAUGAGAUGACGGAAAGAGGGUUUAGUCCAGAUACUACUUGUUACAAUGCUGUAAUUAGAGGAUUUUGUGAUAUGGGUCUUUUGGAUAAGGCCCAGUCUCUUCGACUCGAGAUUUCAAACCACGACUGUUUCCCCGACAACCACACGUAUUCCAUUCUCAUUUGUGGUAUGUGUAAGAAUGGGUUAAUUGAUGAGGCACAACAUGUAUUCAAUGAAAUGGAGAAGCUUGGAUGCCUUCCUUCUGUUGUGACCUUCAAUUCUCUCAUUGAUGGAUUUUGCAAGGCUGGUAAGCUUAAGGAAGCUCACCUUUUGUUUUACAAAAUGGAGAUAGGGAGAAAACCUUCUUUGUUCCUUCGACUUUCGCAAGGUGCCAAUAAGGUUCUUGGUACUGUCGAUCUCCAAGUUAUGUUGGAACAAUUAUGCGAGUCGGGGUUGAUUCAUAAGGCCUACAAGCUUCUUAUGCAGCUUGUUGAGAGUGGAGUUUUUCCAGACAUUAGAACUUACAACAUCCUAAUCAAUGGAUUUUGCAAGACCAACAACAUCGAUGGUGCUUUCAAGCUCUUCAAGGACAUGCAACUUAAAGGGCGCUUACCAGAUUCAGUUACGUACGGGACUCUAAUAGACGGGCUCCACAGAGUCGGUAGGGACGAGGAUGCUCUAGGGAUUUUCGAGCAAAUGGUAAAGGAUGGGUGCAAGCCUGAGCCUUCUGUUUACAAGUCUAUCAUGACUUGGUCGUGUCGAAGAAAAAAGGUUUCACUCGCGUUUAGUGUUUGGAUGAAGUAUCUGAGGAAUUUUCGUGGCUGGAAAGAUGAAAAGGUCAAAGUAGUAGAGGAAAGUUUCGACAAAGGAGACCUUGAAAAGGCGAUCUCGAGAAUAAUCGAAAUGGACUUGAACUCAAAAGACUUCGACUUGGCUCCAUACACCAUUUUUCUCAUUGGAUUGUGUCAAGCAGGGAGGGCUUCGGAAGCCUUUGCGAUAUUUUCUGUUCUUAAGGACUUCAAAAGGAUUAUAAGUUCAGCAAGCUGUGUUAUGUUGAUUGGUGGGCUUUGCGUUGAAGGAAAACUUGACCUUGCUGUGGAAGUUUUCCUUUAUACACUUGAAACAGGCACUAUGUUGAUGCCUAGAAUUUGUAACCAACUGCUAAGGCAUCAUCUUCAUUUAGAGAACAGAAAGGAUCAUGCUUUUGUUCUUAUACGUAGAAUGGAGGCUUUUGGAUAUGAUAUGAAUGCUCAUCUCCACCACAGUACUAAGUCACUUCUUCAUGAUCAUUGGAAGUCAUUGAAAGCUAAAGCUAGACACGAGCAGCAGUUGACGAAUUCACAGCAACGACUCCUAAAUGCCACAUUUCCUAUGGUUGAAAGUAAUUAGAGGACUUGCUACAUGGUUUUUAGGAGUUAGUCCUUCCUAAUUUAACAAGUUUCACCCUUCUUCUUCUUUCCUGAAACUUAAAGGUCAUGCCCAUGGCGAAUAAGGAACCUGGUGUUGAACCAGGGAAAAGGGUCGAUGACUUCAAAAGAAUUAGACCGAAAUAUGCCACUGAAAGACUCUACUGAGACAAAAAUGGGCUGUUGAAGUACGUCUUCCUCGAUUGAGAGCUCCGGGAUGUCGAAAGUUGGCUUAAAGUUGGAGGGCAGGUACGAGUGCCAAUAAUGUUGAUAAAUUUUCAUACUUUUACUCUACAAUUUUGUACAACUAUCUGAUAUUUACUUGGAAUGAGGAAUAUGAUUUGAAAACAUGGCUGCAAGUCUAUGUUAUAAGCAUGUUCUUUUUGUUGUUUCA